This is a messenger RNA of Fusarium redolens, 1022 nucleotides long. Its product is annotated as ribosomal protein L1-like protein. The coding region runs from base 61 to 963 and encodes 300 amino acids. NCBI's taxonomy places the organism in Eukaryota, Fungi, Ascomycota, Sordariomycetes, Hypocreales, Nectriaceae. The transcript is spliced from 2 exons. The record is from RefSeq and is a predicted model, not a curated record.
CGCCAUCUGAAUAUCACGAUCAAGGGCCGGUCCGCCAGAGCUCUCAAUUACCCCCUCACAAUGGCGCCGAUCGACCGCUGCUUGGCCUCUAUGGCCAGGCUAUCCCUCCUCCAGACUCCUCGACCGACAAUUCCUACGAUACCGAAGUUCCUCGCCCCAGCGGCUGCUCAACAAGUUCGACAGGCUUCGGUUGUGAGAAUCAAGAAGACAAAGAAGAAGAAGGCUUUGCCUAAGGACUUUAAGAGACAUAACUUGGCGAAGAGGGAAUUUCCUCAAUACUCAUUAUGUGAGGCUAUGAGAGUCCUGCGAGCCGUCGAGGUUGGACAACCGCCUGCUUCGGUCAAGUACGAAAUUCACAUCAACCUCAAGACUGCCCGUAAUGGCCCCGUCAUCAAGAACAGCGUUCGACUUCCCCACCCCGUCCAGAGCGAUUGGCAAAUUGCCGUCAUCUGCCCCGAAGGCAGCGAGAUCGCCCAACAAGCCACCGCCGCAGGUGCUGUAGCCGUCGGUCAAGAAACCCUCUUCGAAGCCAUCAAAAAGGAACAGAUCAACUUCGACCGUCUUAUCUGCCACGAGGCCAGCGAAGGCGCUCUGAACAAAGCCGGUCUAGGAAAGAUCCUCGGUCCCAAGGGUCUUAUGCCCAGCAAGCGUAUGCGAACUAUUGUCCCCGAUGUCGUCAAGUCGAUGCGAGACUCUGCUGGUGCGGCCGAUUACCGUGAGAGACAGGGUGUUAUUCGUCUUGCUAUUGGACAAUUGGGUUACUCGCCUGAUCAGCUCAAGAACAACAUCAAGGUGUUGCUGAACAAGGUCAAGGCGGAGUGUGCGGAGAUUUCAGAGGAGGUGCACAAGGAGGUCCACGAGGUUAUUCUCAGCACAACCCAUGGACCUGGCAUAAGCUUGAAUGGAAAGUUGAAGGAUGCAGAGGAGCAGAUUACCCCUGAGGCAUUGUCGAGCAUCAUGUAAAAAUAGCCUUGAGCUUGUAUAAUUGUAUCAUAUGUCAUAUUACGAAUAGACCUUGUGAG